Molecule: messenger RNA, 1713 nt
Organism: Botrytis porri
Lineage: Eukaryota; Fungi; Ascomycota; Leotiomycetes; Helotiales; Sclerotiniaceae
Exons: 1
Coding region: 1-1713 (570 amino acids)
Source: RefSeq, a predicted model, not a curated record
AUGUCUGAAUCCACUCUUGAAGAUUUGCAAGAUGGAGCUGCAACAAUUUUUAAUACUCUAUUGAGGUUUAUUUAUUUCAUCUUGAAGACACCACUUCUAAUCAUCUCCUCGCUCCCUUUCCUGGCAUUUUUGAUACCCGAGUCAGUCAUUUCCUUCAUAGUGGUACCUGGUCGUCUUCUAUUAUCGAUUCCUGGAUUUAUUCAACAACUACUUGGGUUCGCACUCAAUCCAACACUUGCAAGCUUGAGUGCCACUACACUCAUUGGAGGGCUUUUCUUUCUAUUAGUCUCUCUACCAAAUAGCAAACUGGGACGUGGAGUGGAAGCACUUCAUAAUUUUCUCUGCUGGGCUCCUAUAUAUUCUGCAGUACUGCUACUUUGGACUAAUUCCGACUCCUCGCGCGAACUUUUUGCUAUACUCCACGAGUACCUCACAGCCAGUCCCUGGUCAGCAGCUUUCGUCUUCCUGUUUGUCUUCAAGUUCUUGAAGGUAGUCGUCCAUUUGUUUUCCUACAACUUCUUCUCUAGCUACAAACUUCCGCCGCUCCACCCUUCUGUUGUACCCAGCGAUGUUACGGUAAUCAUAGCAACCGUUGGUGAUUUUGCCGACGAGUUUGUCAGAACUAUCGAAUCGGUCCUCGAAAAUCACCCAGCCAAGAUCAUAAUCUCGACAGUCGGAACAGAGAAACUCAUACAAGCCCGCAGAGUCGUCGAAAGAAUCAUGAGAGAGAAACGACUUCCAGGACGAAAAAUCGAGGUUCUCGCCGUUCACCAACCAAGCAAACGUCUUCAAUGCGUCCAAGCUUCCCUUCAGGUGAGAACUGGACUUAUUGCCUAUGUCGAUGAUCAUGUCUUCUGGCCUCCCACUUUUCUCCAAAGUGUUCUCGCAGAAUUUGAAGAUCCAGCUGUGGGUAUUGUCGGAACCUCUAAACGUGUCAUCCGCGAGCCUGGAGACAAUUGGUCUGAUUCCCUCCGCAACUUCUUAGCUUGUAUCUACCUUGAGCGCCACAAUUAUGAGCUCACUUCGACCUACAACAUAGACGGCGGAGUAUGGGUUAUCUCUGGAAGAACAUGUUUACUCCGAACAGAUAUUGUGCAAACAGUCGAUUACAGAACCAAAUUCCUCUCCGAAACUUUCUUGGGAGCCCGUCCAGUCAAUUGCGACGAUGAUAAUUUCAAUACCAGAUACAUGAUUAACCAUGGCUACAAAACUGUAUUUCACAACAGACCAGAAGCUCUCAUUGAAACAACUCUAGGUACCUCAGGCGGUUGGCCCAAAUUCUACCAACAACUUCUUCGCUGGUCCCGAUCAAUCUGGCGCUCCCACCUCAAAACCAUCCUCCUCGAUGGAAAAUGCUGGAAGUUUUGUCCCUGGACUAGCUACGCCAUGUUUGUCUCUGGAUUGUUCAACAUCUCUCUUAUCUAUGAUUUUCUCUUGUUCUUCACGCUUUUCAAAUCCGACAUUCACACUGAGAAUAAUCACGCUGGUGCACAUCUUUUGUGGGCAUUAUUUUUGAGUCGUUUGAUUAAGUCGUGGCCUUAUUAUAUCCGCAAUAAGCAUGAGAUGUGGUGGGCUGUACCAGCAGAACUUCUUUUCGGCUACUUUCAUGGAAUCAUUAGGUUGAAUGCGCUUUUGACUUGUCGUGAUAUUGGUUGGGGUGGAAGAGAUCUAACGGAGCUUGAACCAGCUACUGGUGCUGUAAGACUGCCAUAA